AUGUCAUCGCCCGCAAUGGCUGCCCGCAAUACUCUUCGCCGCUCCCUCCUCUAUGUUCCGGGCUCGUCCCAGCGCUUCCUCGACAAGUCCCGCUCUUUAGCAGCAGACUGUCUCACCUAUGAUCUCGAAGACAGCGUCACUCCGCACAUGAAAGCGGAGGCCCGCUCCCUCGUGCGGAGAGCGAUAGACCAACCCACCCCGACCAACAUCCGGGAAAGGGCAGUGCGAAUCAACUCCGUCGACAGCGGAUUAGCACUGGGUGACUUGACAGAAGUGCUACAAUCACCCAACCUGACCACAAUCGUUAUUCCAAAGGUCAACUCUGCCUCAGACCUUACCUUCGUCACAGACGUAAUCAACCACACCCUCGCUCAACAAAAGCACCACCCAGAAAGACCCCCAAUCUCCCUCCUCGCCCUAAUUGAAUCCGCCAAAUCUCUCACAAACCUAUCCCAAAUCUGCUCCUCCACCCCCCUCCUCCAAGGCCUAAUCUUCGCCGCCGAGGACUUCGCCCUAGAUCUAAGCAUAACACGUACCCCAUCCCUAACCGAGUUCCUGUUCGCCCGCUCCGCAAUCGCAACAGCCGCCCGAGCCGCCGAGCUCCCCUCCACAAUCGACCUAGUCUGCACGGCCUACAAAUCCGAUAAAGCGGAUGGAUCCCCGCCCGCGACGUUGGAAGAGGAAUGCCGUGAUGGAAGACGGUUAGGAUUCAAUGGGAAGCAGUGUAUCCACCCGACGCAGGUGGGAGUUGCAAAUUCUAUUUUCGGACCUGAUGAGGAGGAGACGAAGUGGGCUAUCAGGGUGGUUAUUGCGGAUGAGAAGGCUGCUGCUGCUGGACGGGGUGCUUGGACGCUCGAUGGGAAGAUGAUUGAUGUGCCGGUUGCGGAGAAGGCGAAGGCUAUUGUUAGGAAGGCGGGAGCUUGUGGGGUUGAUGUUGAGAAAUUGAGGGAGGAGUGGAAGCAUCAGGAACCUGAGUAG
Messenger RNA from Penicillium odoratum, 978 nucleotides. Its product is annotated as HpcH/HpaI aldolase/citrate lyase family protein. Gene Ontology annotation, biological process: oxaloacetate metabolic process. The transcript is spliced from 3 exons. NCBI's taxonomy places the organism in Eukaryota, Fungi, Ascomycota, Eurotiomycetes, Eurotiales, Aspergillaceae. Gene Ontology annotation, molecular function: catalytic activity; magnesium ion binding. The record is from RefSeq and is a predicted model, not a curated record. Bases 1 to 978 code for a protein of 325 amino acids.